Molecule: messenger RNA, 366 nt
Organism: Exserohilum turcica Et28A
Lineage: Eukaryota; Fungi; Ascomycota; Dothideomycetes; Pleosporales; Pleosporaceae
Exons: 1
Coding region: 1-366 (121 amino acids)
Biological process (GO): tetrahydrobiopterin biosynthetic process
Molecular function (GO): 4-alpha-hydroxytetrahydrobiopterin dehydratase activity
Source: RefSeq, a predicted model, not a curated record
AUGUCUACCUCUACCCUGACCCCGUCGUCUGCCACGCUGCCCGCACAUGACAUCAUCUUCUCUGUCAGCCAGCCCGCCGACCUGCCCCAGCGAGCCGCUGCCCUCCUCUCCCAAUGGCACCUUAGCGACUCGCGCAAAGGCCUCACGCGUCAAUUUACCUUUUCAAGCUUUACCAAAGCUUGGCGCUUCAUGUCGCUAGUCGCUGACGAGUGCAAAGUCAAGAACCACCAUCCCUCGUGGUCCAAUCUCUACAAUCGCGUCACUGUCGAAUGGACCACGCAUAGGCCCGACGGCCUGAGCAUCAAGGACGUCCAAAUGGCCGAGUUUUGCAAUCAAAAGGCCUCCGAGAUUGGCCUGAAAGAGUAG